AUGAAGCUGCCGGCUUGGCUGCAGUGGUUCCUCCUGUUCCUUGUGUCCCUCCUGGCACACAUCCGCUGUGAGGACUUGUUUGGCAUCUUGGGAGAAAAUUUUACUUUUCCAGUAAAAACAGACCAAAAAAUAGUGGAAAUUAUUUGGACGAAAAACAAGGAUAAAGUGGCUGAAUGGGAAGGGCAAACCAAACCGACAUAUUUUACUUCUCUCCAGAACAGAAGCUUGCUUAACGAGGAGGAUGGGUCCUUGACUAUAUUUAACUUGGAAAACAAUGAUGCUGGCACAUAUGUGUUAGACUACUUGGAUUCUGUGGAAAAAAGUUAUAUCUUAACCUUCGUACUUGCUGUGUUAGCUCCCCCUUCAGAACCUGAAAUAAGUUGCAACGUCAGUGGUGAUAAACUUGUGUUAAAAUGUACAGCAGAUUUCCAGAAGCCUCUGACUUACACUUGGAAGUUCAGUAGCAUACCAAACACUCGUCAGACCCAGGAAGUUUUCAUCCCUAAGAGUGUUGAUGCUUCUGAGAAAGCUACAUGUUUCAUUAAAUUCUCUCAAACGGAAAAGAGCUCUGAAAUCUCUGUGACUCAAUGCUUUCCAGAUGAAAAAGGAGACAGCUAUCACAAAAGAAACAGAGGUGGUCUUAUUGCGGCUUUUGUUCUCUUAAUUCUAGUUGUAGGAAUACUAGCAUUCCUACGCAGAAGAGGAGAACAUCAGCUACUUUGCCCUGUGGACAGCCAAGAACAGCCUAACUCAGACAAAGAAUUGAACAAGGAGGACAGUGCCCUGAAAGACGAGCAGACAGUUAACAAUGACGUAAAUCAGGAAGAACACUCUGCCAUGCAGCACAGCAGCCUGACAUCAAAGUGUGCAGUUGACCAUGGUGUAACCGAGGGAGACACCUUUAAGGAGAACAGCAGCUUGCUGGCCAAGCAUGCAGAUGACCAUGGCAUAAAUGAAAGAGAAGUGACCCAGGAUGCAGAAGGUGGAAAUGGGGAGCACCUGAGCAACUCUCUGAGCUGCAGUAAAGAAGAUCUUAAAUCAUAAGCAAAUAAUUGCUUUGUGGACCAAACAACAAUGGAAAAGAAGUGGUAGAAUUCAACAGUGAAGGAGCUGCUAUCUUUUCUCUUGGAGGUUUUCCAUGAGCACUGAAGUCAUCCAUAAAGAACUGCUUUGAAGACUAGCUGAGCUGUUUCCAGUGCCUGUUUUUCUUUUCUCAGAAGGGACAGCCUUCUUUUCUAGUGUCACUGCAUGAAGAUAAAUAGGCUGAAUCAUGGACAAAAUCUUUGGUAUUGUUCUGUAUUUGGUUUUAACAAACAGUGCUCUACUAACACAAAAUGUAAGAGCUAAGGCCUUUUUUUAUAAUUGAUAUUUAGAGAUUAACAAAGUCAUAUCCAUUUGCAUGAAUGUGGAUAAAUUGAAAACUAAUAAGCUUUCUAUGCAACUUUGGAUCCAUACGUUUUUACAGUCAGAAGGAAGACUGCUCAUCCUUCAGCAGUUUCAGAUGGAUGGAAGUUUGCAUUUGCUAGUCUCAGUUCUCCAGCAGAAAGUCAGUGCUACAGACAAAUAUUCUCCAAGAUAGCUGUCUCCUGGAGUUGGCAGAAGACUGGCAAACUGAUCAUCUCCUGAUGGUGGCUGACUUUGUGAUAAAGCUACAAUUCAGUUUUUUGUUGCAUUGGAACAAAGCCGCUGCUAUUAGCAGUGGUUUGGUUUUUUGUUAGAACUUUUGAUAUUUUUUUGCACUUCUGGUGUUCUUUUUUUAUGUCUUAGCUUCUGCUUCACAUUAUUCUAAGAGAAUGUCAACCUACCCAUUUCUAAAGAAUAAUAUGUUUUUAGGUUGCUUGUGACUGAAGAGAAAACUUGAAAACUGAGGUCAUUUAUACACUGAGUCUCGAAAAGAAUACCAUAUAUUAAUGUUUUCAGAACGUCAAGCUAUGGAGCUUGUAUGUUUUGUGACUUCUGCAUGCUGGUUGUUUAUGAAAGCUGAAAGCCAUUUCAGUUGAUUUGGAAGUUGGUACAUGUAAAGAAUCAUGAAGGUUUGACGAUAACCAGAGAUCAGAAACUCCCACUUCAUCUUCCUUCUUGUUUCACCUUAUGCCCCUUGUUCCCCCACCAGGCACUACUAUGAAGAACAUGUCUCCAUCUUCUUGAUGAUCAGCUUGUAGGUACGGGAAGGCUGCUGUUAGGUACCCUCCCAAAGCCUAUGCUUCUCAAGGCUUGAACAAGUACAGUGCCUUCAGCUUCUCCUCAGAGUACAAGUGCACUGACCAUCUUGGUAGCUCUCCACUGAACUCGCUCCAAUUUUAUUGAUGUCUGUCUUCUUGAAGGGGUCCAACACUGGAUGAAGUAUUCUAAAUGCAGUCUAAUGUGUGCUGAGUAGAGGGGGAUAAUCACUACCCUCAAUCUACUGGCUAAGCUCCUGUUAAUACAGUCCAGGAUGCUGUUGGCCGCCUUUGCUGCCAGGGGACACUGUUGGCUCAUGUUCAGCUUGCUGCUUACUGAGAUCCCCCUGCUUCUUUAAUUUCAACCUGUCUAGGUCUCUCUGACCGCCCAGCCAUUUAGCAUGUUGACUGAUUCUCCCUAAUUUGGUGUCAUCUGCAAACUUGACAAGACUGCACUUUAUCUCCCUGAUGGAGAUGUGAAAUGGGACCAGUUCCUGCAUAGACCUCUGUAGUACUCCACUUGUCUCAGCCAUCCAGGUAGAGUACGACCUGUUAGCCACUACCAUCUAAGCCCAGUCAUCCAACCAGUUCUUUACCUGUCUAUAGAAUCACAGAAUGGUUUGGAUUGGAAGGGCCCUUUAAAGAUUAUCUAGUGCAACCCCCCUGCAGUGGGCAAGGACAUCUUUCACUAGAUCAGGUUGCUCAAAGCCCUGUCCAACCUGACCUUGAACACUCCCAAUGAGGGGGCGUCCACAACUUCUGUGGGCAACCUGUUCCAGUGUCUCACCACCCUCAUUGUAGAAAAUGUCAUCCUUAUGUCCAACCUAAAUCUACCCUCUUUCAGUUUAAAACUGUUGCCCCUUGGUUGCCCCCUGUCCUGUCACUACAGGGCUUGGUAAAAAGUCUUUCCCUGUCUUUCUUAUAAGAGUCCCCUUUAAGUAUUGAAAGGCUGCAGUAAGGUGUCCCUAGAGCCUUCUCUUCUCCAGGCUGAACAACCCCAACUCUCUCAGCCUUUCUUCAUAGGAGAGCUGUUCCAUCCCUCUGAUCAUCUUCAUGGCUCUCCUCUGGACCCACUCUAACAGGUCCACGUCUUUCUUGUGGUGGGGACAAGACUCCAGGUGGAGUCUCACGAGCAGAGUCAAGGGAGAUAAUCGCGUCCCUUGACCUGCUGGCCACACUUCUUUUGAUGCAGCCCAGGAUACAAUUGGGUUUCUGGGCUACAAAUGCACAUUGCCAGCUCAUAUCUAAUUUUUUGUCCACCAGUAUAUCCAAGUCCUUUUCCACAGGGCUGCUCUCAAUCCAUUCAUCCCCCACCCUGUAUUGAUAUUAGGGAUUGCCCUGACCCAUAUGCAAGACCUUGCGCUUGGCCUUGUUCAACUUUGUAAGGUGCGUGUGGGCUCACUUUUCAAGCCUGUCAAGGUCCUUCUGGGUGGUAUCCCUUUCCUCAAGUGUACCAACAGCACAACUCAGCUUGGUGUCAUCUGCAGCUUGGUGAGGGUGCACUCAAUCCCACUAUGUCAUUGAUGAAGAUAUUAAAUAGUAUUGGUCCCCGUGUGGACCCUUGAGAGACACCACUCAUUGCUGGCUUCCACUUGGACAUUGAGCCAUUGACUGUAAUUAUUUGGAUGUGGCCAUCCAGCCAAUUCCUCAUCCACCUAGUUCACCCAUUCAAGCCACAAUGUUCUAACUUGGAUACAGAAAUAUUGUGGGACAUGGUGUCAAAAACCUUGCUAAAGACAAGGUAUAAAAACUGCUUUCCUCUCAUCUAUAAAUCUAGUUAUUUCAUCAUUAUAGAAGGCAGUUGGGUUGGUUAGGCAUGAUUUACCCUUAGUUAAAUGUAUGCUGACUGUUCCUAACCACUUUCUCCUUCAAGAGCACAGAAAUGUGUCCCAAGAGGACCAGCUCCAUGAUUCUCCCAGGGACAAAAGUGAGACUGACCACCCUGUAGAUCCCCAGGUUGACCUUUUAGUGCUUUUUAAAUAUGGAUGCACCUUUUCUAGUUUUUCUAGUCUAGUCAGGGACUUCCUCAAUCUCCAUGACCUUUUAAAGGUGAUAGCACUCAGUGACAUCAGCCAGCUCUCCUAGCACCUCUGAAUACAUCUAAUCGACUCCCAUGGACUGAUGUGGAUCAAGUUUUCUCAAGUAAUCCCUGACUUCUUGUAGUUUUUCUUGAGCCCUUUGACUAAGCACAGAGCCCAUGAGACCUUGUUAAUGAAGACUGUGGCAAGGACAUCAAGUAAGCCUUCUCUGUCUGAUAUCCUUAAAUCACCCACCCCAAUUCAGGAACAGGCCUGUAUUUUUCCUCCUUUAUUCCUUUACAGUUAAUGUAGCAGCAGAUGCAGCUCUUGUUGCCCUUGAUGUCCUUUGCAAGUCUAAAUAUAGCUGAGCCUUGGCUUUCCUGACACCAUGCUUACCUGUCCAGGCAGUGUUCCUAAAUUCCUCUAUUGUAGCCUGCCCCUGCCUCCACAUCUAGUAUAAGCAAUUUUUGCACUGGAGCCCUGUCAGGAGCUCCCUGACAACCUCCAAGCUGAUCUUCUGAUUUGCCUGCCUGUUUUCCUGACCAUCAGGAUGGCCUGUGCUCAUGCUUGGAGAAAGUCCUCCUUAAAGGCCUGAUGGCUCCCUUGAGCUCCUUUACUCUUCGGAACUGUCUCCCGUGUUAUCCUGCCUACCAUCUUCCUGAAUAAGCGGAAAUUUGCUCUCCAAAAGCGCAGGGCCUGUACUCUGGUGCUUACCUCCCUCACUCCUCUCAGGAUCUGGAGCUGUUUCUUGGUCACUACAGCCAAGGCAGCCAUUCGUGCCCACAUCCGCAUCCAGUCCUCCUCUGUUAGCGAGCAGCAGAUAGAGCCGCACGUAAGCCCUUGCUGGCACAUCCGGUAGCCUGUGUGAAGAAGUUGUCCCUGACGCUGCCCAGAAAUCUUCCUGACUGCUUGAAUUGCUGCGUUGCCUUUCCAGCAGAUGUCAGAAGUUCCCUCAUAUGUGCCAGACUCUGUGAGUCAGAGACUUCCUUGAGCUGUUUAGAGAAGGCUUUACCUCCUUCCUUACUCUGAUCUGGUGGCUUGUAGCGUGCUCCAACCAUGUCAUCAUCCCUACUGGCCUCUUCUGGGAUCACAGCCCACAAGCUCUCAGCCAGCCUGUCACCUGCUCUGUAUCAGAGCUGCGUACAUUCAAGCCAUUCUUUCACAGAGAGGGCAGCCUUUCUUCUCCUCCUCCCUCCAUGACUUUCCUGUAGAGCUUCUACACAUCCACCGCAGUGCUCCAGUCAUGCAAGCUGGGUCACCAUGUCUCAGUUAUUCCAACAAUGUUGUAGUUCUGUGAGCUUGUGGAGAACUGUAAUUCUUCCUGCUUGCUUUCCAUGCUGUGUGCAUUUGUGCAUGUACCUUCGUGCCUCCUUCUGCCAAUUUUUUUUUUGCUUCUAAAGUCUAUUUUGUUCCUGUCACCCUGUACCCUUUACUUUCAACCCCUAUCCACUACUACUUAACUGUGGGUUGUGAUCUCCCUUCCCAUCAUUCCUACUUCAGAGCUUUCCUCAUGAGGUUGGCCAGCCUGUUGACAAAGAUUUUUACAUUAGACAGCUCCAUAGGGCAUUUAAGCUACUCCUGUGUGCUUUUUCUGGUAGUGAAACCUAACUAACGGUUACUAACAGUAUGAAAAGGAUCACAGGUAACUUAUGGCCAUACCCUGUUCUGUUGUAGAAAGUGGAGACCGUACAGAAAACUUGAGAUCUUUCCUUAUUGCUACACAUACCAUUUAGAUGUUUACUUCCACUCACACAAUUUCUUCUGCUGUUUGCAGCUGCACUGCAGGAGUAUUCAACAGGAUCUUUUGUUAGAGGUAGACUACCUUACCUCUACUGCUGUCUGUAAAUUUUUGCUCAUAACUUAUUAAAAAAAAACUUGUUAAGAUGUAAAAAACUUUGCCAUAUCUUUUUGUAAUGUAUACCUACACUUCUUAUUUAACUGUGAAAGUAAUCUUUAACCUGAAGUGAUUUAUUUUAUGUAUGUAUUUUUAAGUCACAGCUCCUGAGCCAAAUGUCCUUCUCCAUUGCACCUUCAAUGGGUUUAUCAGGAUGAUGCUGUCUACUUCUUAGUAACUUUUUAACAAGUUUCUACUCAAAGAUGUCCUUUGUCAUGUGUAUUGUGGUAAGGGUAAAACUGUAGCUUGUUUUCCUGCUUGGACAAAGUCUUGCUUUCUGCUAUUAAUAUGAGAAAUAAUGGUCAAAAAAAAAUGAUUGUUUGGAGGAACUGGCUGAAAUUGUUCCCAGAAACUAUACCAGUUAAUCUAAUACACUGCAUUCAUCCUGUGCAAUUUAAUACUAAACAGCAUGUAAAAGUUUCACAUAGGGUGUGGUUUUGAAGAUUCCUUGACACCUGAUAUCACUGACUUUGUUUCCAAAGCAAGAAGCAACAGCCUUCAAAAAUAGUAAGCAGUUGUGGUUCAUUAACCACAGUUGCCGGAAGUCUUCAGCAUAAUUCAUGGCAUUUCGGAGCUUUGUCAGAAGUCAAAAACCCCACUUACAUGGCAGGCUGAUGUAAGACCAAGAACUACAAGCUCUAUAGUGUCUCUCUGCCUGCUUUAACCCACUCACUUUGCACAGUGUCUGCUGUGCAUGAGAAACUUCUACCCACUAGUAGAAGUAUAGACUUUGCAGUUUUCAAAGCAAGAAUAAAGCUCAGGGCUUUUUUAA
Messenger RNA from Gymnogyps californianus (California condor), 6843 nucleotides. RefSeq names its product CD58 molecule (gene CD58). The transcript is spliced from 10 exons. Lineage: Eukaryota; Metazoa; Chordata; Aves; Accipitriformes; Cathartidae. Bases 1 to 1044 code for a protein of 347 amino acids. The record is from RefSeq and is a predicted model, not a curated record.